CAGUGCGCAGUCGCAGACAGGGGCCCGCUCCAUUUCCUGAGGAAAGGAGGAGGCUGCGUCUUCCUUCCUGUUUGCUCACGUGUCCUUCCGGGGCAGGGUCGCCACCUUCGGGAGGGGUCGUUCCGGCCGGCUGUGAGCGAGAGAGGCAUCGCGCUGAGUUCCUAACAACAAUUCGGAACUCUGGAUCAAGACGGAGCUGCAUUAGCCCUCGAGGCAAAGCUGAGGAUGGAAGGAGUGGAAGUUAAGGAGGAAUGGCAAGACGAAGACUUUCCCAGACCUUUACCAGAAGAUGACCAUAUUGAAGCUACAUCUGGGCCAGCUGAAAGAGGAGACCAAUCUGAAAUUAAUGGCAACAAAGUUAAGAAGAAAUUAAUAGCUCCAAAUAUAAACUUGACUUUGGAUCAGAGUGAAGAAUCCAUUUUAUCUGGUUUAGAGGCAAGUGGAGAUAUUGACUUGGAUGAUAUAGACACCCCCUCCGAGAACAGCAAUAAUGAGUUUGAGUGGGAAGACGACCUUCCGAAGCAGAAAAGCAGCGAUGCGGUUCGGAAGGGCUCCCUGUUGGAAUACACAGCAGCGGAAGAGAAGGAGGAGGAACGGCGGUGGCGAAUGUACCAGAUUGGCGACCAAGGUCACCGAGUAGACAUGAGGGCCAUUGAGCCCUACAAGAAAGUGAUUAGUCACGGAGGCUAUUACGGGGAUGGGCUGAAUGCAAUUAUUGUCUUUGCGGUUUGCUUCAUGCCAGAAAGUAAUCAGCCAAAUUACCGAUACUUAAUGGAUAAUCUGUUUAAAUACGUUAUCGGCUCCCUAGAAUUAUUAAUAGCGGAGAGCUAUAUGAUUGUUUAUCUAAACGGGGCAACCACCCGGCGGAAGAUGCCCAGUUUAGGUUGGCUCAGGAAGUGUUACCAGCAAAUUGACAGGAGGUUAAGGAAAAACCUGAAGUCACUAAUAAUAGUUCAUCCUUCCUGGUUCAUUAGAACACUUCUGGCAAUCACAAAGCCAUUUAUUAGCUCAAAAUUCAGCCAAAAAAUCAGAUACGUCUUUACCUUGGCAGAGCUGGCAGAGCUCAUUCCCAUGGACAGCGUAAGCAUCCCCGAAUGCAUAAAACGGUAUGAAGAAGAAAAAUUUAAAAAGAAACUCCAAAGAAUUGAUCAAGAACUUAAUGGGAAACAGGAGCAGACAUCUGAACAGUAAAAAAAAAAAAGUGUUUUUGAAUUCAAGCCGAGAGUGAAGAACACGCUGGGAGAUUUGAAGUCCUGAAGAAUGCUUUGGCCUUCUGCGUCCGGACUUGGCCUGUUGGAUGACGCACUGCUGAGUGGGUUUGCAAGUCCCGGGUGAUGCCGACACUUCAUAGUUGCCUUGAUUAUAACUUUUACACUGCAGUGUCACAAAGGCAUCCUAGGAGAGGCACCCAUUUUUGUAUCGCGAUGCUUAUUCAGUAAGUAUUUAUAUGCUUCGACGUUAAGGGGAGAGAUCAUAUAUAUUUUUAUGACUCUUCAACACAUAUUUUAUAAUGUUCAUCUGCAAAAAAAAAAAAAAAAAAACAACCACCGAGACACACUAGCCCACCGAUGACGGUUGUCAUUUAUUUAGGAAUAAAAUGCAUGAGAAUUUCUUACUUAUGGUGAACUGCUUCUUGGCUAAGGAAGAGAGAAAUGUAAUUUGGUUAUCUGCAAGGCUAGCAAGAUCUUUUGCUGUUUCCACUGUGGGAUGUGCCUAACCCUGGAGUUGAGUGUCCUCAGCACAAAUUCAAUUCAGUCCAGGCCCUUCUGGGUUGAAACUCCAGUGUUUCAACUCUCUCUCUCUCUUCUGAACAGAAAGAUCCAGUCAUUGAGAAUCCUGGCAGCACUACUGUUUGAAUGUUGGGCUGGUGGAGGCUGGCUGGCUCUGGAUGCCCAGGGAGUGACUUAUUUGGGAUAUUGGGCGACAUCCCAGAGCGGAACAGUGGUGGCCUCCACCCAGUCUUCCCCUUGCUACCACGAAGGGUAUCUUGGCCCAGCUUCUGAUGUGCCUUGCAGCUUUGCCAUCCAGCCAUGUGAGCGGAGUUCCAGAAGACGGUGUCAGGAUGUGACACUCAAGAGUAGAGAAAGUGUAUCCAGAGUUAGGGGCAAGGAGAACAGCUUUGCCUACGGAGGCUGUUCUCAAGGGCCCAGCAUCCUGGGUCUCUUGCAAAGCUUCCAAUCUAAAGUGGAAGGAGGAGGCCAGGUGGUCAUUUUGUACUUUGGAAAGCAAAGCACUAGAUUCACUUUAUAUACCCUUUUUUAAAGGAGAUGUGUGUGUGUUGCAUCUUUUACCUGUUUUGAUGAAACAGCUGCUUUAAGAGCAGCCUUCUCAAUAAGGGCAGGGGUGUGUCAUGUGCACUAAUUCCUAGCGGGUUAAUCAUCAAAGCCAUAGUGGAAUGUAGCAGGAACGUUACGUUUUUGGAAAGCUUGGGCACCGCUCUUUAGAAAUAUUUUCAUUUGUAUUUAAAUUUUGUGCGUGUUGUUAGCAACAGUGUUUUUGUAUUCCCCAGUGUUUAUGGGGAAAAAAAAUACUGCCCGUGUGUUGGUUUAUCACCCAGUCAAUAAAAUGUUUUUAAAUAAA
Crotalus tigris (Tiger rattlesnake) is the source of this 2580-nucleotide messenger RNA. RefSeq names its product BCL2 interacting protein 2 (gene BNIP2). Gene Ontology annotation, cellular component: cytoplasm. Bases 226 to 1191 code for a protein of 321 amino acids. Lineage: Eukaryota; Metazoa; Chordata; Lepidosauria; Squamata; Viperidae. The record is from RefSeq and is a predicted model, not a curated record. Gene Ontology annotation, biological process: apoptotic process. The transcript is spliced from 11 exons.